This is a messenger RNA of Pediculus humanus corporis (human body louse), 759 nucleotides long. RefSeq lists its product as uncharacterized. Gene Ontology annotation, cellular component: elongator holoenzyme complex; nucleus; cytosol. The record is from RefSeq and is a predicted model, not a curated record. NCBI's taxonomy places the organism in Eukaryota, Metazoa, Arthropoda, Insecta, Psocodea, Pediculidae. Gene Ontology annotation, biological process: tRNA wobble uridine modification. Gene Ontology annotation, molecular function: tRNA binding. The transcript has 2 exons. The coding region runs from base 1 to 759 and encodes 252 amino acids.
AUGUUACGAAGUAUUGUUGACAAUAAACUUUUAUCAAAUUUUUUAAUUUUACAGGAAUGUUCCUGUAAAGAUUUAUUCAUUGGAUUAUUGAAGUCUAACAGUGAAAACUUAUCUUCAACAAAUACUUAUUUAUUAUGUUUUGAAUAUCCUCCGGAAUUUUACACUAAUUCAUUAGAAAAAACUGCAAAAAUAGUCACUUAUGAUUUUUUUAGUGAUCCUUGCGGAUGGAAUGAAAAAUUGAAUUUAGAUGUUAAUAACAUAUUAUCGGAUAAAACUAAUUUGUCUGAAAAACUUGUAUUUGUGGACUCAUUAAAUCAUUUAAUUGAGCGUUUAGGAUUUUAUAAUACAUAUAGACUUAUUAAAAAUUUAAAAACAUUUGUUAAAAGUUUAGUGUGCUUGGUUCAUAAUGAUUUAUUGGACUCAAAUGAAUUAGAAAAAUUUGAAAUGCUUUCGAUGAUUCAAAUAAAAUUACAGACAAACAAUAAUUUCAAUGCAAUAAAUAAAAAUAAUUGUAAAGUAAUAGAAAUAAAAAGUAAAAAACCAAAUGGAAAGAUUAAUAGUCAAUUGGCUGAAUUUUAUGUAGAUGAUAAUUUCACAAUUCAUCAUCAAAUUCAUUCUAAUAAACAAACAUCUUCAAACAAAUCAGUAGAAAAUGAUUUUGAGGGUUUAACCACUUUUAAACUAGGCUUAAAAAUGAGUGAAAAUGAGAAAAAAGCUAAAGAACAGUUAAUAUUACCAUACCUAAGGUAUUUUUCUUAA